Molecule: messenger RNA, 1708 nt
Organism: Elaeis guineensis (African oil palm)
Lineage: Eukaryota; Viridiplantae; Streptophyta; Magnoliopsida; Arecales; Arecaceae
Product: protein PHLOEM UNLOADING MODULATOR
Biological process (GO): ceramide biosynthetic process
Cellular component (GO): plasma membrane; endoplasmic reticulum membrane; Golgi membrane
Molecular function (GO): ceramide cholinephosphotransferase activity; sphingomyelin synthase activity
Source: RefSeq, a predicted model, not a curated record
AAAAAAAAAAAUCAAAAAACAAAAAAAUCAUGGCCAGACCGAAAUUUGGUACACCCACUGUAUGAGAGAUCCUCCCAUGGGUUCUAUGCUCUCCCACUUGUUUUUUUGAGUAUAGCAUGUUCUUUGCUCUCGGUAGCAGUUUUGCUACUGGCCGGAACCUCAGAGGCUGGGUUGGAUCCUUGUACUGGGGAUUCUAGUCCUGUCCUCUCCGCUGCUACGAGCCGAGAUCCCGAUCCCCGCGAGUUCGGGAUGAGGAGGCCGAGGGCGGAGAGUACAAACUCCUCGUGGCGACUUCUCAGAGAGAAUGGGGGUUUGGGCGUGGCCGCGAUCACCUACGUGCUCGUGGACUACCUCCGCGAGGUGUCUCCCUCGUGGCACGAGCGCCUCCAGCCAGCGCUCUGGGCGGCGCUGGCCCUCGCCGCCUUGGCCCGGGCCCCCUUCUACCGCCACUGGUCGCUGGAGAUCCGGGCGGCCCUCCCCUUCCUCGUCUCCUUGGCCUUCCUGCUCGCCGCCCUCCUAUGCGAGGCCAUCUCCGUCCGCUUUGUCUCCGCCGUUCUCGGCCUCGACUGGCACAGAUCCGCUUCUCCCCUUCCUGAUACGGGUCAGUGGUUGCUGUUAGCACUGAAUGAGAAGCUUCCUCAGGUGGUGGUUGAUAUACUAAGAGCUCACAUUAUUGGACUUCAUCAUUAUCUGAUGCUUUUUAUGAUGCUAGGCUUCUCUGUGCUUUUCAACUCUAUUAAAGCUCCAGGCCUUGGAUUUGCUACAAGGUAUUUGUUUACACUGGCUAUAGGCCGACUCCUUCGCGCCAUAACAUUCGUUUCCACAAUUUUUCCAUCAGUCCGACCCUGGUGUGCAUCAUCUCGAUAUCAAAUACCUCCGCACCCUCAUCCCUGGGCACAGAAAUAUUAUGAGCCAUAUGCUUCUGAUCCUAAAGCCAUUCGCAGGCUAAUACAAACCGAUACGCAUUAUGCAUAUGUAAAGGAAUACCCUGUUGAGUACCGACCAGAUUGGGGGCGUAUGAGCUUCCUGGUAGAUAUACUGAGGCCUUCUGUUUCAGAGGGAUCUCGAUGGUACCAUUUGCUAAAGAAAGCUAGUGGUGGAUGCAAUGACCUUAUGUACAGUGGCCACAUGCUUGUUGCUGUACUGACUGCUAUGGCAUGGACGGAAGCAUAUGGAGGCUGGACCUCUGCUCUGAUAUGGCUACUAGUUCUGCAUAGUGCCCAGAGGGAGGUACGUGAGCGUCACCAUUACAGCGUUGAUUGCAUUGUGGCAGUCUAUGUUGGCAUCCUCCUGUGGAGGGUGACCGGCUUUAUUUGGUCGGCUAAAGACACCUCUAAAGCCAAAAGACUCGCCAAACUUGAUGAGGUCCAAGGCAGACUUAUGCAUGCAGCAAAAGAUUCAGACAUUGAUGAGCUAAGGAAACUCUUAAUGGAGGUGGACUUGGCAGGUCAAGAGAGGCAGAGUUCGCAAUGGGCCAUCUGGGCAUUUGCUGGCAUUGCCACCACCUUCUUGCUCAGCUGCAUCCUCCUAGCCUUUAUAUGGACGAGUGAUGGUUGAUUGAUUGCUCACAAAAUGGUAGGGCAUGCUUGUGUUGUAUUUGAACCAUAUUGCUUUUAGGUACCAUUUGGAAAUUCAAAGGCUUUGCAAUUGUGUACUUUGCCUUAUGCACAGGAAGAACAUGAUGAAACUAAUUUUCCAGACAAAAUAA